AUGUUCGCGACGCGUGCGAACCAGGAGAACGCCGUACACGCCCAGCAACUGGCCCCGACCGGGAAGCCAUUGGCCCAGAGUUCGAAGCAUCUCGCGCCCAAGACCCCCGCCAAGGCUCCGAACGCGUCCAAAACUCCAUGGAAAGCUGGGAGGAAUGACGAGAACGGCAAAGCGGGUUUUGGGCAGCCCGGAGGCAAGGAAGGCAAGGAAGGCAAGGUCGACCGGAGUGCUUUCGUGACGCCGGCCAAUACCCGAGUUCGUGCUCCUCUUGGAGCCAAGACGGGCAACGUCAAGGCUUUGCGCACUCCCAGCGCAGCGCCGGCUCAGGAUCGAGCGCAGUCCUCCGUCAAACCCACCAGUCCGCGUUUACGCCGUUCCAAGAUCAAGGUCCAUGCUGGAGAGCUCGAGACGCGAGUCGUCCCGCCCGAACCGGAAGAGCGCGAG
Messenger RNA from Dissoconium aciculare CBS 342.82, 444 nucleotides. RefSeq lists its product as uncharacterized. Lineage: Eukaryota; Fungi; Ascomycota; Dothideomycetes; Mycosphaerellales; Dissoconiaceae. The record is from RefSeq and is a predicted model, not a curated record. The transcript is spliced from 2 exons. The annotation marks the transcript as partial.